Anguilla anguilla (European eel) is the source of this 4606-nucleotide messenger RNA. It is a transcript of the gene usp40, whose product is annotated as ubiquitin specific peptidase 40. The transcript is spliced from 31 exons. NCBI's taxonomy places the organism in Eukaryota, Metazoa, Chordata, Actinopteri, Anguilliformes, Anguillidae. Gene Ontology annotation, biological process: protein deubiquitination. Gene Ontology annotation, cellular component: nucleus; cytosol. Gene Ontology annotation, molecular function: cysteine-type endopeptidase activity; cysteine-type deubiquitinase activity. The record is from RefSeq and is a predicted model, not a curated record. Bases 584 to 4438 code for a protein of 1284 amino acids.
GCAGUUGAAAACAUGGCUGCGUACAGUGCUUUACUUGAGUUUUCAUGUAGGUUUCGGAUUUGUUUUUCCUAGCCAGAGGGAAAAUAGAUAGCUAGCAAUCACAUCUAGCUUGGCGAGUUAGUUGACAAGCUAGUUAAAGACGUUAAUUACUAUUACUUUGCGACAAGUAGCUAAUAUAAUUUGAAUGUCCGUGAGCUAACGUUAGCCGGCGAACUGAACAGCUAGCUAUCUACACAUGCAUUGAUUUUCAUUUAGCGUUGUGGGACGUUCUCGGGGUAACUAGUUCUCUAUCGAAGGGGAAUAUUUAUAAUUAGCUGAAAUAGCUAACUAGCUAUUGAUGUAGGACGUUCGCUUAUGAGCUGGUGUAUUGCCUAGCCAUGUUUUAUCCCGUGAAGUCAGCCUAUUCCAGGGUGUGCCCAGGAGCUGUAAAUCGCGAGCUGGGAAAGACAAAGAUGAGAUAGCAUGAGGCUAAAUAUUAGCUCUCUUCGGCUAGUUGGCGAACUAUUCUCUAAUACUAAUUCAUAAACGUUUUGCCUACGGGACACAGAGUCGGGAGGCGAAAAAAUACGGCAAAAAAACAAUCAUGUUUGGAAAUCUGUUCGAAGAAGACGAGGAAUCCUUUUCUGCCGUCCCCACCAGCGGAAACGCCGCGAAAGCGACAGACGCCGAGCCUCCCCCACCGCGGGGAAGUGUGAAGCUCAGCGGAAUUAAGAACCAAGGUGGCACCUGUUACCUGAACUCCCUGCUGCAAACCUUACUCUUUACGCCAGAGUUCAGAGAGGAGUUAUUCAGUUUGGGACCGGAGGAGCUGGGAAGUCUUGCUGACAAGGACAAACCGGAGGCCAAGGUGCGGGUCAUCCCUCUCCAGCUGCAGAGGCUGUUUGCCCAGCUGCUGCUGGUGGACCAGCAGGCCGCCUCCACUGCCGAUCUGACGGACAGCUUCGGCUGGUCCAACAGCGAGGAGAGCAGCCAGCAGGAUGUGCAGGAGCUGAACCGCAUCCUGUUCAGCGCGCUGGAGAGCUCACUGGUGGGAACCCCCGGCAGCAGCCUCAUCCACCGCCUCUACCACGGCAAUGUCGUCAACCAGAUCGUGUGCAAGGAGUGCGGCAACACCAGCGAGAGACAGGAGGACUUCCUGGACCUCACAGUGUCGGUGAAGGGCGUGUGUGGCCUGGAGGAGGCGCUGUGGAACAUGUUUGUGGAGGAGGAGAUGUUCGAGGGGAACAACCUGUACCGCUGCAGCCGCUGCGAUCACCUGGUCACGGCUGCCAAGUCAGCCAAGCUGAGGAAGCUGCCCCCGUUCCUGACGGUGUCCUUGCUGAGGUUCAACUUCGACUUCGUCAAGUGCGAGCGCUACAAAGAGACGGGCCGCUACAGCUUUCCGCUAACCAUCAACCUCCGGCCCUUCUGUGAGCAGACAGACAGGCCGGACUCAGAGUUCACCUUUGAACUCUUCUCCGUCAUCAUACACAAAGGAGGCUGCUAUGGCGGACACUACCACGUCUACAUCAAGGACAUUGACCAGCUGGGCCACUGGGAGGCGCCGGAUGAAGAGUCCAAACCUAAAGUUCAGAAGAAGGAGGUGAAGGUUAGUGAGACGGAGGUGGAGAAGGAAGACCCGCUGUCCGUGCUCGUAGGCAUCCUGUCCCAGGAAGAGGGAAAGAGCGUUCUGGUGGACCAGCUGGGGCAGAAGCUGCUGGACAGAAUCGGGAUAUCCUGGAACAGGAAGUUUCGCAAGCAGUACGGACCCAUCGGAAAGUUUCUGCAGAGUCACUCUGAGGUGUUCAUGCUGCUGGCCAACGGGACCCGGGUCACCCUCAAGGCCUCCAGCCCCGCCCCCCCGGGGCCGGAGCCCGCGCCGACCUCACCCGGCUCCGCCCCCGGUUCCGCCCCCGAGCGCGCCGCGGAGGAGCCGGAACCGCUCCCCGCGGACGGCGGCCGCUGGUUCGACCUGAACGACUCCACGGUCGCGCCCAUCUCGGGGAAGGCCAUCGAGAAGCAGUUCCAGGGCAAGGAGAGCGCCUACAUGCUGUUCUACCGCCGGGCGGGGCUGCUCAGGCCGGAGGAGGCGAAAGGAAACCCCAGUUACAGGGUUCCCCCUCACCUGGUUCAGCUGGCCCAGGAGGAGAACUGUCAGCUGCAACAGAGACGGGAGGAGUUUGACGCCUCCAGAAACACCAUUGAGGUGCGCCUGCACCUCGCCCCUCAGUACCAGGUGACCAACGGAGCCCUGCAGCCUGUGGGGCGGGGCCAGGACAGCGUCAUCACCAUCACCUUCGACCGCCGCAAGACCGUGGGAGACUUACGCCUGGCCGUCUAUCAGAUGCAGGACCUGUGGGAGGGGGACAUGGCUCUGACGGUGGCCAAGAGUCUUCCGGCCGGACUGCACCUGUACAACACACUUUCAGACGACCAGCAGUCCCUGUACACCGCGGGCGCACGCGACGGCUCGGACCUGUUCGUUUGGAACGGCAGAGAGGUGGGCGGAACCAGCGUGCAGACUGGGGCGGAGUGGGAGCCCGUGCUGCUCACCCUGGUGCGGCCCUCCCUGGAGGAGGAAGAGGAGGAGGAGGAGGAGGCGGAGGGGGGCGUGGCCGCGGAGAGGGGCGGGGGGGACGCGGGCGGCGCGGGGCUGCGGCGGACGGAGCGGGGGUUCGCGGGCGGGACCACGCUGGGGGCCGUGCGGGAGGCCCUGGGGCCCCAGAACACGCUGCUGUGCCAGGAGAGCAGGCCGGGCUGCAACGGGGACGGGGGCGGGGCCGGGGCCGGAGGGGGUGGGGCCAGCGGCGGAGGGGGCGGGGCCAGUGGCUGGAGGGUGUUUCCCGCCGCUGACAUGCACAGGACGCUGAAGGAGCUGGCCCUGAGGGACGGCGACGCCCUCCUGGUGCUGGAGCCGCAGGCGCUGGACACCAGCAUCAUCAGCGUCAGCGGCGACAUCGUCACCGUGACAACCCCAUCCGACUGCCGCUGGCUGCUGGUGGAGUUCAGUCCCCGGGGAGGAAGAGGAGCUGCGGGGGAGGAAGAGCAGGAUGAACGGGAGAGGAGAAGGGGGAAAGUGCCUGCUUCUGGAAACAUGCUGCUGCUGGAGGUGAAGCAGAGGGCCAUGGAGGUGCUACAGCUGCAGGACCAGCUCCAAGAUGUGAAGUGUUGUCUGAGGCAGGUGGACAGCACUGGCAGACUCCUGCCUCCAGUGUGUGAGCACCUGAGCGUGCGGGAGGCCGGUGUGAAGCUCAUGACCUCCCUGCUCCUCUGUCCUGGAGAGGCUCCAGGUCCCACACAGCUCUUCCUGUACUACACUGUGGGUUCAGACAGCCCUGCUGCUGCAGAGAGGGAGCUGACUGUAGAGGAGACUCUGACAGUGAAAGAGUGUCUGAAGCUGAUUGUGAAGUUGGCGGGACUGGAAGGGGAAGCCUGGCACCUGCGGAAGACUGACUGGUGUGAGGAGGUGGGAGACGCCCUCACGGAGGAGGACGCCACUCUGGCCGAGCUGAGGAUCCACAGCGGGGACACGCUGGUGCUGACGGAGGGCCGCCUGCCCCCCAAGGGGUUCCUGAAACUGCCAGUGUGGCUGUACGGGCUGCAGAGCGACCGCUACGUCUCACAGGAAGCUCAGGGAAACCAUGUGACCAACGGGGUGGAAGGAGACCCGGCCGCAGUGACUGGAGCUGAGUUUCGGUUCGCGGGACAGGUGGAGAUUUCGGGGGAAGCGUCGCUCGAUGACCUAAAGACUCAGGUGAUGACCCUGCCCUCUCUGCAGGACGUGUGUGUGCCUGCCCCGCCCUUCCUGCGCGUGUGGGUACUGGAGGGCAGGAGGCUCAGCAAGAUCCUGAGAGGAAACCAGCUGCCGCUCAAGAACCUGAAGUUGGGUAGUGGGACAGAACUGUGUGUCCAGCAGCUACUGAAGGAGGAGAAUCUGGGCCCUAAGGAGCUCGUGCUGCGGGUGCAGAUGGGGAUCCCGGGGGAGCAGGAGUUCUACCCCCCUGAGGAGCUGGUUUGGGACACGUCCCGGGACAGCUCCCCCCGCGCCCUCCACCACGCCCUCGCCGCCCAGUACGGCGUCUCUCCCGACUGCCUGCACAUCGCCAAACACCUCCCCGAAAAGCACGCCUGGAUGGCCAUCUCCAACUGGAGCCAGCAGGUGUCCAAACGAAAGAAGAAGAAGAGGGCGGAGAGUUUGCAGGGCGCCCCGUUUCACCUGAAGGACGGAGACCUGAUCGGAGUGAAGAAUCUCCUGAUCGACAGCAACAGGGACUUCUGCACGCUGAGAGACGUGCUGGGCCAGCAGCGGCUGAGGCAGGAGGCCGAGAGCCGGCGGAAAGGCAGGGGUCCGAACACGAGGGCGGAGCCCAGCCAGGAAGCGGGACCAGAGCGGAAGGUCGCAGGGAAAUGCAGGAAGCCAGAGGUGGCCUUGUCAAUCAACGUAGGGGUGUUCAGAUAGCACCCCCCCCCCCAGCCAGUAUACACACGCCCACACGCUCAGUGAUUCUCAAAGAUGGCCACAGUCACCGAACAGCGUCCCCGUGCCAAAGGGUCCCUCUCCACCUCCUCCUGACCCGGCUUCUCCUCAGGAGUCUGCCUGCAAACCCCGGGACCCGGUGGGGGGUGG